ACACAAGCAGCGCAUCGCUGCCAAAGCACAGACGUGUUUCACCGCCGCUCUCGCCAACUUUUUAAACUUUGCGCGAGUUUGUGUUUUCUCUUGACUGCCAAUAGCCUCGAUUCUUGGAUUUUUUCUUCUUGUUUCGGUUGAAAUUCUGCCUCUUUAGCGGGCAGGAAGAGAAAUUAUUCGUGAGAUAAUUGGUUCAUGUUGUGAAAUUCUGAGACUAAAGAAGAUUUGCACUUCUUUUUAAUUUCUAUCGCGGAGAAUUUUGUUCGCCGGAGUUUUGUGUUCGAGCCCUUGCGGCUCUGGAAACGCACUUUUGCCGGUCAUUGCUGCUGGACUUGUCCGUUGCAUUGUGUGGAAGCGAUACCUAUUAGAGGACAUUAAUUAAAAGGUGUCUCUAAUUUGUGAAACCGGUAAAAGGAUGGGGACAAAGCGAUGGACAUUACGUUGUUUACGGCAUUAACCCCAUGUGAAAGUUGCCUACUUUCUAAAGGGUUAAAUUUGUGAAAAACAUACUACUGUUUUGAAAAGUGUCGACGAUGACUCUCACAAGGAUGUCUUUGCAAAGGUCAUCAAGAUUUCAAAGACUGAUCUCCGAUUCUCGGAGGUCCAAACAGUUACUGGUACUGCUUAUUCUUCCUUUGAUGAUGACCUCACUAAUAGAUAAUGGAGAAGCAGCUUGGCAAGAUGGUAUCCAGCCGCAUAUCAGGGUCUCGCAACUUGAUGAAUCUGAUCUUCAGCGAUUUAUGGGAAACCGAUCUUACUUCAAGCUAUUGGAACAAGAUGGCGAUUCCCUCCUAGUUGGCGCAAGGAACAUAGUCUACAACAUCAGCCUAAAGUCCCUAGAUGAAAUGAAGAGGUUGGAAUGGUACUCAACAAAUGAUGACAUAAGUAUGUGCAGACUGAAAGGAAAAUCAGAGGAGGAGUGCCAAAACUAUAUAAGAGUGCUAGCAAGGAAGUCCGAAGACACAAUUCUUGUGUGUGGAACGAAUGCCUUCAAGCCCAUGUGCCGACACUAUAAACAAACACCAUCAGAUUAUGAAGUAACAAAAGAGACGUCAGGAGAAGGUCUAUGUCCGUAUGACCCCAACCACAACAGCACAGCAAUUUACGCAGAUGGAGAUCUGUAUGUGGCUACUGUUGCGCAGUUUUCCGGAACAGAUCCACUUAUUUACAGAGAACCGUUGAGAACAGAACAGUUUAAUUUUGAACAUUUGAAUGCUCCGAGUUUUGUAAGUUCCAUUCAUCAUGAAGAAUAUGUGUACUUCUUUUUCCGAGAGACUGCAGUGGAGUACAUCAACUGUGGAAAGAUGGUGUAUUCUAGAGUCGCUCGGGUGUGCACCAGAGACAAGGGAGGGGCUCACAAGUUUCGGAACCGAUGGACUUCAUUCUUAAAAGCAAGACUCAACUGUUCCCUCCCGGGGGAGUUUCCUUUCUACUUCAAUGAAAUACAAUCCACCAGCCACAUUGUGGACGGACUCUAUGGUGGGAAGCCUGCGCAGUUGAUCUACGCUGUCUUUACUACUCCAACGAAUAGCAUUAGUGGCUCAGCGGUGUGCGCAUUUCGUUUGGAAGACAUUCUUAAAACAUUUGACGGUCCUUUCAAAGGUCACGAAGAUGUCAACUUUAACUGGUUGCCCGUACAAAAUUCCAAAGUUCCAGAACCUAGACCAGGCCAAUGCGUGAAUGAUUCCAGAACACUUCCAGAGAUGACUGUGAAUUUUAUUAAGAACCACAAUCUUAUGGACCAAGCUGUUCCUGCAUUUUGGGGAAAACCUAUUGUGAUUUACACUGGCUUUAAAUAUAGGUACACACAUAUUGCAGUUGAUCCUCAGAUAGAAACCGCCAAUGGCAAGAAAUUUGAUGUUCUUUUCAUUGGAACAGAUAAUGGAAAGGUUAUUAAAGCCUUGAACGGUGGUAGCGCCGGUGGGGCGUCUCAGAAUGUGAUACCUGUUAUCGUGGAAGAAAUGUUGGUGUUUCCACAGCGAUUUCCUGUCACUAAUUUGUUAGUGUAUCAUACAGCGCAAGAAGCGAAGCUGGUUGUUGUUUCACAAAACGAGAUUCUAACAAUACCACUGCAUUCGUGCAACAAGCAUGCUAGAACGUGCAGUGCCUGCGUAGCGUUACGAGAUCCUUACUGUGCAUGGGACACUAGCCAGAGAAUAUGUACUAGCUCAAAGCAGAGAAUUUGGAAGAGUGACAAAUUUGUGCAGAAUGUUGCAGAUGGAUGGGAUGCGCGCUGUCCUGAAGUUCCUAGCACAAGCACUUCUACUAGUCGAACAACAGAGCAAAUUGUCACAUGUCCACCGUGCCCUGUAAAGUGUGUAUGUCCAAAUGGUCCUGGAUAUAUUGAUAAUGAAGUGGACGACAUUGGACGUCCGCUAAAUAAAGAUACAAGUCCACAGAGAUCUCCUCAGCUAAGUCGCCAUGACAACCACCUUGGCAGCAGACCAAUACCCCAAGAAGAUCCUGAUAUUAGACCAAACAUAAGUCCUGAUUCACCAGAUGCUGCUCGUGACUAUCAUCUCAUCUACACAGCUGAGACCCUAGCCAUUGCUGUUACUUCAAGCAUAGUAUCUUCACUGGUUGUUGGCUUCAUUAGUGGAUACAUAUUUAGCCGCCGGUGUCGUACAGAAGAAAUGGAAAGUCCUUACUUGGAUGAAGGUCCCUACGGUGAGACGCAGCCAAAUGCUAGGAUAGAUCCUAGGAACCUAGACACCUUUCUGCCGGUUUCUGUCAACAACAAACCAAUAAAUUUGGUUCUCAACGUGCCGCCUAAAACGGGUAAGACAGCAAAUAGCUCGGCAGACAACAAACCACUUCAGAAAGCUAAGAAGAUAUAUUUAUAGUUAUUUUUUGGCCUUCAGUUUAAGAAAGAAUAAACAGACGCACACGAUAUUUGAGAAGAUAAGUUUCGCGCGUGUGUGUGAGUGUGGCAGUCCUUUGUUUUCAAUGAAGUGAAUUGCCUUUCAAGUCGAGUGUUGACUUGUCAGACUUGCCAACAGAUCGAUUGAGUUCGUUUCUUUUCAAAGACAUGGCUUUUAUGAGUGACGAAAAAAAUCUUGUUGUAAUUUUUUGAAGCGACAGCACUGUGUUAUUUUUUUUCCUCCAUGGUUAUAGCAUUCGAUGUUUCUAAAGUUUCCUGAGAAGAUAACUAGAAUAAAUGUUUUUGCAGUUAAUCUUUCCAUUUUUUACUACAACUUGAGGCAGUGAAAUUUCGACUAUAAGCGCACGUAAGAGAAAGGACUUGCUUUACUAAUUAUAAACUAUUUUGCGAUACCAGCGCAAGCUACGGAUAUUUUAAAAUACUAUUUUCUGGUUUUUCAUACACCAACUUAAACGCUUCUUCCGUACCACUAUGUUCCAAAGAUUUUCUAACAUUUCAAAAAUGUUUCCCAGUAACACGAACCUGAAACGAAAAACUUUGUGGUUUCAGAGAAUACAGUACGAAUGCCAUUUUGCUGAACUCACACUGAUAUUGUACUUUGAACUUUUAUAUCAAGGAUUAAAGACGGGAUCUUUCCUUUUAACAUACAUGCAUUAAGAAAGCAAGUAAGCUUCUUCAAAGUCAGCAUUUUGCCGUGUUUAUUAGCUGAAACUAAGUCUUGUAUACAAGUGAUUGUGUGUUAUUGUUUCGGCAUAUGAACUGCAUUUUAACAAUGCCCAAGUCAGCGCCAGAAACUGUACAUUACUUCAACUACUUCAAUGUAGCUGGCAUCGGCAGAUCGAUGUCGAGUUACAUCCAUCACUGGCAAUGGUUGCCAUCAACUAUGCAGUAUGUCAUUUUGUACAGAAGUGUUCAAAUGUGCGUGCUUCUUUCGGCGCAUUUCAAUGUGUCACGAAAAUAUUCAUUAUAAAAUGCUUAUGACAUGGAACAGAAUUGGUCAUAAGAUUGUACGUGCAUGGAAAGUUAAUUAAAAAAAAAAAAAACCCUUUCUCUCUGAUAUUGUAGGUAAAUGAAACUUAUUUAUUCUACGUUAUUCAAAAA
Uloborus diversus is the source of this 3982-nucleotide messenger RNA. RefSeq names its product semaphorin-1A-like. The record is from RefSeq and is a predicted model, not a curated record. Gene Ontology annotation, molecular function: semaphorin receptor binding; chemorepellent activity. Gene Ontology annotation, biological process: neural crest cell migration; positive regulation of cell migration; semaphorin-plexin signaling pathway. Bases 534 to 2843 code for a protein of 769 amino acids. The transcript has 20 exons. NCBI's taxonomy places the organism in Eukaryota, Metazoa, Arthropoda, Arachnida, Araneae, Uloboridae.